AUGAAGGUGCUUUGUGACGGUCAGCUAGUAAAUUUAAUACAAACGGCUCAGAACGAGCAAUUCAAAAUGCUGGAUAAGGAUUUGCUCAAGAGUUCGAUCGAAUGGGAAACGCUAUUGCAUCACGCAGCAUUCUACAACAACGAGGUGAUCGCUCGACAUCUGAUCGACGUGGGUCUUAAUGUUGACGCACUUGACUCCGAUGGUAGAACUCCUCUGAUGGUGGCCGUAGAAGUUCGCAGUGUAGCAGUUACCAAAGUUUUAUUGCAAGCCAAUGCCAGUAUCGACAUCACCGAUGUUGAUGGUAAAAGUGCUCUUCGGAUGGUUUUUCAUCCGGACUAUUUCAGUACUAAAAUUCUCGAGCCGAUCCUGCAACGAUUGCGACGUGACUGCUCUGACAUCGAAGUGUUGGUGGAUAGAUUAAUCGAGGCUGGGUGCUCGAUGUAUCAUGCCAGCUAUCUCAGAGAUAUUCGAGUAAUGGAGAUGCUGUUAGAGCGUAAUAUCGACAUCGACUCAAGAGGUUAUUGCAAGAGAGCAGCGCUGCACGCUGCCGUUGCAACAAGUGACCUCGACAUGGCCAACUGGAUUUUGAACAAAGGCGGUUGUGUAGAUGCUCUCGACGAAUAUGGCAAGAGCGCGUUGUUCGAUGCCGCGACCAAUGGUAAAGUCGACUUGAUGCACUUAUUGCUGGAACGUGGUGCAAAUCCAAAUACUAGGCACGCAAACACCGAAUACACACCUCUCUUUGCCGUAUUUGCUUUCUCACUGGACGAAUCUGACCAAGGAAAUUUCGAUGCGUGCACUGAGCUUCUUCUCCGAUAUGGCGCUAUACCGGAGAACUCGAGCGUCGAUCAUAAUACGCUUUUUGAUUAUGCUUUGCUAAACCCUGCUGAGAAUAAUAAAGUUGACUACCUCAUUGGUCAGCUGGCGAUUCUGCAUAAGCUUGGCAAGGUCAAUGCCAAGUCCGUUCUGCGUUGCAACAUUGAGGAACAUGGUCAUAUAGUUUUGGAAUUGAGAAACAUAUACGAGUCAUGCAAUAAGCUGCUCGAGUUGAUCGUUUACGGCGACUUAUCACUGUUUGAUUUAUUGACCGAGAACCAAAACAAAAUGAGAACGCUUGUCCGCAAUAGAAUGAUUAUGUCGGAAAUAGAUUUCAUCUGCUCAAAGCUCAGCGAGAUUUAUCCUUAUUACUGCAGAAUUUUGAAGGAACGUAUUUCGAAAGCAACUGAUAUGGUGAUGCUAGAAGACGCGACGAUUCCCGUCUUUUCCAAGCUUUUUAACGCUAAUUAUAAUUUGUGCUACAACUUCGCAAGACUAGUGACUGGAUAUCUGAGCGAACGUGAUCUCGAGCGACUAUGUCAAGUUUGA
Messenger RNA from Phymastichus coffea, 1365 nucleotides. Its product is annotated as ankyrin repeat domain-containing protein 50-like. The transcript has a single exon. The coding region runs from base 1 to 1365 and encodes 454 amino acids. Lineage: Eukaryota; Metazoa; Arthropoda; Insecta; Hymenoptera; Eulophidae. The record is from RefSeq and is a predicted model, not a curated record. Gene Ontology annotation, molecular function: protein binding.